Talpa occidentalis (Iberian mole) is the source of this 1739-nucleotide messenger RNA. It is a transcript of the gene PNKP, whose product is annotated as polynucleotide kinase 3'-phosphatase. The coding region runs from base 110 to 1669 and encodes 519 amino acids. Gene Ontology annotation, cellular component: nucleus. The transcript has 17 exons. NCBI's taxonomy places the organism in Eukaryota, Metazoa, Chordata, Mammalia, Eulipotyphla, Talpidae. Gene Ontology annotation, biological process: DNA repair. The record is from RefSeq and is a predicted model, not a curated record. Gene Ontology annotation, molecular function: polynucleotide 3'-phosphatase activity; protein binding; ATP-dependent polydeoxyribonucleotide 5'-hydroxyl-kinase activity.
GCCCCGGAACGGAGGAAGCGGCCGACGGACUGCGAGCCGGACUCCCCCGCCAGCGCCUCCCUGAACGGGAGUUGCGAGUCAGCCCGAGCGGCGGGCAGGGGCGCCCAGGAUGGCCGAGGCGGGGGCCCAGGGCCGCCUGUGGCUCGAGAGCCCCGAGGGAGGGGCGUCCCCCAUCUUCCUGCCGUCGGACGGACGAGCCCUAAUUCUGGGCCGGGGGCCGCUGACCCGGGUCACCGACCGGAAGUGCUCCAGGAGCCAAGUGGAGCUGGUCGCAGACCUUGAGACUCGGACCGUGACGGUGAAACAGCUGGGCGUUAACCCUUCCACUGCCGGGACCCGGGAACUGCACCCCGGGCUGGAAGGCCCCCUGGGGGUGGGAGACACGCUGUAUUUGGUCAACGGCCUCCACCCCCUGACUCUGCGCUGGGAAGAGUUGCGCGCCCCAGAAUCCCAGCCAGACACUCCACCGGGCACCCCUCCCCCGGCCCCUGAUGAGCAGGUUGAGCCCCCGAGCAAGCGCGCGCGGACGCCCUCCCCGGGCUGGGAGCGUCUGGAGAAGCUGCUGGUGUUCACGGCGCCCGGCGUGAGGCCCCGGGCCAAGGUGGCCGGCUUUGAUCUGGAUGGGACCCUCAUCACCACGCGCAGCGGGAAGGUCUUUCCCACUGGCCCCACUGACUGGAGGAUCCUGUACCUGGAGAUUCCGCGGAAGCUCCGGGAGCUGCACGCGCAGGGCUACAAGCUGGUGAUCUUCACCAACCAGAUGGGCAUCGGGCGUGGGAAGCUGCCCGCAGAGGAGUUCAAGGCCAAGGUGGAGGCUGUGGUAGAGAAGCUAGGGGUGCCCUUCCAGGUGCUGGUGGCCACACACGCGGGCCUGUACCGGAAGCCGGUGAUCGGCAUGUGGGACCAUCUGCGGGAGCAGGCCAACGCGGGCGUGCCCAUCUCCAUCGGGGACAGCGUCUUUGUGGGAGAUGCGGCUGGGCGCCCCGCCAACUGGGCCCCGGGGCGCAAGAAGAAGGACUUCUCUUGUGCCGACCGCCUGUUCGCCCUCAACCUCGGCCUGCCCUUCGCCACGCCCGAGGAGUACUUUCUCCAGUGGCCCGCGGCCGCCUUCGAGCUCCCGGCCUUUGACCCGAGGACCGUCUCCCCCUCGGGGCCGCUCUUCCUCCCCGAGUCCAGCUCCCUCUUGAGCUCCAGCCCCGAGGUGGUCGUCGCAGUGGGAUUUCCGGGGGCUGGGAAGUCCACCUUCCUGCAGGAGCACCUGGUGUCCGCGGGCUACGUCCAUGUCAGCCGGGACACGCUGGGCUCGUGGCAGCGCUGCGUGGGCGCCUGCGAGGCGGCGCUGAAGCAGAGGCAGCGCGUGGUGAUCGACAACACCAACGCCGACCCCCCGAGCCGGGCCAGGUACGUCCAGUGCGCCCGAGACGCGGGCGUGCCCUGCCGCUGCUUCCUCUUCGGCGCGGGCCUGGAGCAGGCGCGCCACAACAACCGGUUCCGGGAGCUGGCCGGCCUGCCGCACGCGCCCGUGUCCGACGUGGUGCUGUUCAGCUACAGGAAGCAGUUCGAGGCCCCCACCCUCGCGGAAGGCUUCUCGGAGAUCCUGGAGAUCCCCUUCCGCCUGCGCCUGGAGCCGCGGCUCGAGCGGCUGUACCGCCAGUUCUCCGAGGGCUGACUCCCCCAAUAAACGCUGCUUUUCCUCAAGCGCCCGCGGCAUCUUGCUGGGAAUGGGGGCGGUCGGGUCG